Messenger RNA from Dermacentor silvarum, 745 nucleotides. RefSeq names its product serine protease inhibitor swm-1. Bases 96 to 722 code for a protein of 208 amino acids. The transcript has 3 exons. Lineage: Eukaryota; Metazoa; Arthropoda; Arachnida; Ixodida; Ixodidae. The record is from RefSeq and is a predicted model, not a curated record.
UGUUCGGUGAAUUCAACUGUCCUUCGAGAAUUUUCGCCGUGUUUAGCGGGGAACUGAAACUCAAAUAAAUCUCGACAUUGCGGCACCGACAAACCAUGUGCAAAAUGUAUUGCAAGCGGCUCAUUCUCCUAUUAUUGGUUCUUGCCACCGUAGGCGCGCAGUACGUGGAGUACCGAUUUCAAUGCAAUUCCAACGAAGUACGUCUGUACGAAGUGCCUCGCCUCGACCGCUUCUGCAAGCCUUGGCUCGCUUUGGCCACUGAGUUGUACAAGCAUCGCUGGUGCCUCUGCAAAGAAGGAUACGUUCGCAACGCCUGGGGCCACUGCAUCUCCCACCGUGAGUGCAACAGCUGCGCCAGCGAGCGUCACUCGGACUUCAACGGCUGCUCAUCGGCAUGUCCGCUGGUCUGUGGUAAACCCGAACCCCAGGUCUGUACGAGACAGUGCGUGGUUGGCUGCGCCUGCGCACCUGGAUACAUACUUGACCCCUGGGGCAAGAAACCGUGCGUUCCUGUAGCCGGGUGCCCGCCACAGUGUCCGCGUUACUCCAAUUUCCAGCUGUGCACGUCCAACUGUGCGCCCACGUGUAACGGACCUCGACAGGACAUUUGUGAGAUGACUUGCGGCAACGGUAAAUGCGUAUGCUGGCCCGGUUUCUCCGAAGUGUUCUGGAAGGGCAAGAAGCACUGUGUUCCACCAAACCAGUGCCCCAGGAUGCAAUAAACAUUGUGUUGACAAAGGCAAAA